Messenger RNA from Morus notabilis, 540 nucleotides. RefSeq lists its product as uncharacterized. The record is from RefSeq and is a predicted model, not a curated record. The coding region runs from base 1 to 540 and encodes 179 amino acids. The transcript has a single exon. NCBI's taxonomy places the organism in Eukaryota, Viridiplantae, Streptophyta, Magnoliopsida, Rosales, Moraceae.
AUGGGUGUCAACAUUUCUCAGAAGAACAACACUUUUGGAAUGGACCUUAUGCAGAACUGUGAUCUUCCUCCUCCAAUGAAGGUGUUCACCAGGUCGGAUAGAAAGACUGUUUUACCCUCCAUGAACCGGGCUUUCGGUUUGAUGGGCACUCGGGAGGGUGAAAGUCAGAGCAAGUUUGACGGUGAGAAUCAUGAGAAGUUGGAGCUCCUCAAGGCGCUGAGAUUUUCUCAGACGCGAGCCAGAGAGGCAGAGAAGAAGGCUGAGGUUUUGGCCAAGGAGAGGGAUUGUCUUUCCAACGCUGUGUUUGAGGAGGCCAAGCAGUUGUUUGGUCAUCGUCAGUUGGUAAGAUUGCUUGAGCUUCAAGUUUCGAGCUUGUACUCCAAAUGGGCAGAGAAGGAGAGGAAAGGAAUCAAUAGAGACGAUGACGAUGACGGCGAAGAUGACGAUGACGGGGUUUGUUUCACCUGGGUGGUGGCUUUGGCGUUUUGUUUUGGCAUUGCUGGCGUGGGUUUUGCAUUUGUUUGCAGAUACCUGUUCUGA